Paramecium pentaurelia is the source of this 1366-nucleotide messenger RNA. Lineage: Eukaryota; Ciliophora; Oligohymenophorea; Peniculida; Parameciidae. The record is from the annotation of a GenBank genome assembly.
AUGUUUAAACAUGCUGGCACUUCAGAAAAUAAAGCAUUAAUUGAAGUCAAUAUCCAUCAACUCAAUAUUAAUAUAUCUGUUCCAAAUUGUGAAGUUAUGAUUGUGUUUCAAAGAGGAGACAGAAAAGCUUAAACAUAACCAGUCUCAUUGAUUAACAAGUGUGCCAAAAUAGAACAAAUCCUAAGAAUUCCUGCAACUCUCUAUUAUGAUGUCAAAUAAAAAGAAUACUAAAAGAAAAUGGGUACCUUAAUUAUUCUCAUCAAAUAUGAAAAGGGAAUGAAAAAUGCAGGUCAAAUUGAAAUUGAUUUCUCAUCAUACUUAAAUUAAAAAAAAGGAAAAAUAGAUGAAAUCUCUCCACUUGCUAAAUGUCCUGAUUCAAAUGCAACUCUUUCAUAUACUAUCAACUUCUUGAAUUAAGAUUAAAGAUCCAAAACUCCUGAAGCCAAUAUUAAUAAUAGUAUUCAAAUCUCUAAAUACAGUUAGGGAAGAUCAAUCCAAAGCUUAAAUUGCAUAAUUAGAUUUACAAAAUAAACACUUGAAAGAAGAAAAUAUUAGAUUAUAAGAAGAAGUUGAUCAAUUUAGAACUUAAAAUAAAUAAUAAUAGAUAUAAAUAUAAUAACUAUUAAAAUAAGAAGCAUUACUUAAAUAAAAUUACUCUAAAUCCAAUUAAGAAACACCAACAGCAUAACCUGAAGAUUGUUAGAAAUGUUAUGAAUUUUAAUUAGAAUUAGGUAUUUAUUAUAUUCUCUAUAUUGAAGAAUUAUUAAAAAAAUAAAAAAACAAUAAGUAACUUCCUUGUGAUAAAUGUAUAAAUUUAGAAUAAUAAAUUGAAUAACUCAAAAAGCAAUAUUCUCAAGGAUAAAAGAAAGAAGCUUUGGAUUAAUAAGUUUAAUUAUUAAAUUAAGCUAAUACUAAUUUAAAAGAAUAAUUAUAUGAACUUGAAUAAUAAGCUAUUAAAAUUAGAAAAGAAAAUCAGGAUCUUAAAAACAAAUUAAAUAUUUAAAAUUAAUAAUUAAUAGAUUGCAGAGAGAGAAUAUAAGAAUUAGAAAAUGAUGAUGAAGAUGAUAAACGUAUUCUAGAAUAUCAAAAAUUAAUUGAAAAAUCAAAUGAUGAUCUUAUAGAAAUCUAAUAAAAAUUAUUUUCAUUUAAAACUGAAUGUGAUUAGCUAUAAAAAGAAAAAAAUGAAUAUGAAUAAUAAUUAGGAAUUUUGUCUAAAAAAUAUGAUUCAUUAGGUAAUAUUUUAUUAAAUUAUUUAGAAUUAUAACUAUUUUAAUAAAAAUAAAGAUAUGCAAAUGCUAUGCAUGCAUUUCUAAGCUUAGGAGAUACAAAUGCAAUUGAAGUACUUGAAUAGUUUAGUGGAGAUUGA